GCAAAUAUUUUUUUCAAAAAAAAAAAACUCCUCUAUAAAAGCACAUAAACCAUGUUCAAACAGAUAAGAAACCAGCCUGCAGCUUUCUUUUGAUAGAGUGAAAAAAAUGGCAGAGAACAGAGAGGAAGAUGUGAGGGUGGGAGCGAACAAGUUCAGAGAGACACAACCGCUGGGCACGGCGGCGCAGAGCGACAAGGACUACAAGGAGCCACCGCCGGCACCCUUAUUCGAGCCGGGCGAGCUCACCUCCUGGUCCUUCUACCGGGCCGGGAUCGCCGAGUUCAUGGCCACCUUCUUGUUCCUCUACAUCACAAUCUUGACCGUCAUGGGCGUCAAGCGCUCCGACGGCGGCCUCUGCAAGUCCGUCGGGAUUCAGGGCAUCGCCUGGUCCUUCGGCGGCAUGAUCUUCGCCCUCGUCUACUGCACCGCCGGCAUCUCCGGCGGCCACAUAAACCCCGCCGUGACUUUCGGGCUGUUCCUCGCGAGGAAGCUGUCCCUGACGAGGGCGGUUUUCUACAUGGUGAUGCAGUGCCUGGGCGCGAUCUGCGGCGCCGGCGUGGUGAAGGGGUUCAUGAAGGGGCCGUACGAGGUGAGCGGCGGCGGCGCUAACAUGGUGGGCUCCGGUUACAGCAGGGGAGACGGCCUUGGGGCGGAGAUUGUCGGGACUUUUGUCCUCGUCUACACCGUCUUCUCCGCCACCGACGCCAAGAGAAGCGCCAGGGACUCUCAUGUUCCGAUAUUGGCGCCACUUCCGAUCGGGUUUGCGGUGUUCUUGGUGCACUUGGCGACGAUUCCGAUCACGGGGACGGGGAUAAACCCGGCGAGGAGCCUGGGAGCGGCGAUUAUCUACAACAGGGACGAGGCUUGGGACGACCACUGGAUCUUCUGGGUGGGGCCCUUCAUCGGCGCCGCUCUUGCCGCUCUCUACCACCAGAUCAUCAUCAGAGCCAUCCCCUUCAAGUCCAGGCCUUAACUUCUUCAUUCAAUCAAUCAUUAAACCCUAUUCCAUACUUCCACCAUCUUGCAUAUAUAGCGGCUUCUCCUUAUUUAUAUGUAUACUUCAUUAAUGCUUCAUUUUCAUCUUCUUUUUCCCUGUGAGUUGAGAUGUUUGGUUUUUUGUAAAAAAAAACAAUGUACCCU
Molecule: messenger RNA, 1140 nt
Organism: Cuscuta campestris
Lineage: Eukaryota; Viridiplantae; Streptophyta; Magnoliopsida; Solanales; Convolvulaceae
Source: the annotation of a GenBank genome assembly